Messenger RNA from Naumovozyma castellii, 5580 nucleotides. It is a transcript of the gene MOT1, whose product is annotated as DNA-binding ATPase. The transcript has a single exon. Bases 1 to 5580 code for a protein of 1859 amino acids. The record is from RefSeq and is a predicted model, not a curated record. Lineage: Eukaryota; Fungi; Ascomycota; Saccharomycetes; Saccharomycetales; Saccharomycetaceae.
AUGACAUCAAAAGUUUCAAGAUUAGAUCGACAGGUGAUCCUGUUGGAGACAGGCUCCACACAGAUUGUAAGAAACGUAGCCGCCGAUCAAAUGGGUGAUUUAGCAAAACAACAUCCUGAAGAUAUAUUAAACCUACUAUCAAGAGUAUAUCCAUUUCUGCUAGUGAAAAAAUGGGAAACUAGAGUAACUGCAGCAAGGGCUGUAGGAGGUAUUGUUAAACACGCAACGCUCUGGGAUCCUAAUGAAAAUGACGAUACUGCCAUGAAACCAACGGACAAUACAGGUGAUGCUCCUGUGGAAACAGCUCAAGUCAAAUUAGAACAAGAUAUUCAAUUAAAAUUAGAAGAAUUUUCAAAAUCUGAUGAAACUUCUUUACUCCGAGGAAACCAAGAACUUUAUUCCCUCUCCCAAUGGAACUUAAACGCCUUAUUUAAAUCAGGAAAAGUAUUACUAGCAUCAAAUAUGAACGACUUUAUGAACAAUAACAAUAUAUCAGUUAAUGAGAAUCCUAAGAAACAACUUAAAGUUGAAACUGAAUCAAAUCAAAAUGUGAAAAAAGAACAAGGCACAACGACGAAGAAAUCUGCAAGAAUGUUGGCAAUGGCAAAACGUAAGAAGAAGAUUCAGGCGAAAAAUGCAACGAGUAAACCAGUAGAUAUUACUGAAAGUUCCGUAUCGAAAACUUUAUUAAACCAACAAAACAAAAACAACGAAUCCACUUCUCCAGUUGAAUUAACUAAUCCUAAACUUGAGAUAACUGAGCAAACAGAUCCUAACAAAAUACUGAUCGAGUCAACGAUGUUACCAAUCUUAGAACAACAAGAACGUGUAGCUGGUUUAGUUUGGCAAUUUCAAGGGAUAUAUGAGCUAUUGUUGGAGAACUUAACUAGUGAUAUUUGGGAAGUAAGACAUGGUGCCGCACUAGGGCUUAGAGAGCUCAUGAAGAAGCAUGCCUCAAGUGUUAGUAGGGUUAAAGGCAAAAGUAGACAAGAAAAUGACCUCCAGAAUAGGAAGAGUCUUGAGGAUUUGGCGACAAGAUUAUUAACAGUAUUUGCACUCGAUAGAUUUGGUGAUUAUGUUUAUGACACUGUAGUUGCCCCAGUUCGAGAGUCUGUAGCACAGACAUUGGCUGCGUUGCUAAUACACCUAGAUGAUAAUUUAUCACUGACUAUUUUUAAGACUUUAGAGCAACUAGUCUUACAGGAUCCUCAAAUAACAGGUCUGCCGAAUAAAAUAUGGGAAGCUACACAUGGGGGUCUACUAGGGAUUCGUUACUUUGUUAGUAUAAAAACUGAUUUUCUGCUCUCAAAUAAUCUCCUAGAUAGAGUUGUUAAUAUUGUUCUUUAUGGGUUGAAUCAAAGUGAUGAUGACGUGCAAAGCGUUGCUGCCUCGAUUUUGACCCCAAUAACUAGUGAAUUCGUAAAAAUGGAUUCUGAAAAGAUUGAUGUUGUCCUAACGACGAUUUGGACAUCUCUUACUCAUUUGGAAGAUGAUCUAUCCGCAAGCGUUGGUUCCGUUAUGGAUCUGCUCGCAAAUCUAUGUAAACACACUGAAGUGUUAGAUAUACUCAAGAAGAAAGCGAUUAAAUAUCCUUCCGAGUGGUCAUUCAAAUCAUUGGUUCCAAAAUUGUAUCCAUUUUUGCGUCAUUCAAUCUCUUCCGUGAGAAUUGCAGUAUUGAACCUAUUAAAUGGAUUCUUAUCAAUUAACGAUGAUUCAACAAAGAAUUGGCUUAAUGGCAAAAUCUUUAGAUUAAUAUUCCAGAAUAUAUUAUUAGAACAAAAUCCGGAAAUCCUUCAAUUAUCCUACGAUCUAUACGGAGACUUACUUUCUCAUUAUAAAUCGAAACAUACUGAGAAGACUCUAGAUCAUGUAUUCAGCAAGCAUUUGCAACCUAUUCUUCAUCUUCUAAACACACCAAUUGGGGAAAACGGUAAAAGUUACAGCAUGGAGGCUCAAUAUAUUUUAAAGCCAUCACAACACUACCAAUUACACCCAGAAAGGAAAAGAUCAGAGUCAAGCCAACCAGAUGAUACUGAUAUACCACCUCCUAAGCAUCUUGAAAGGAUCAAUAUUGAUGCUCCAAUGAUCGCAGGUGAUAUAACAUUAUUGGGCCCAGAUGUAAUCAUCAAUACCAGAGUUAUGGCAGCCAGAGCUUUUGGAUUAACUCUAGCCAUGUUCCAAGAUUCGACUUUGCAGUCAUUCUUCACCAAUGUAUUGGUUAGGUGCCUCGAUUUACCUUUUUCCACACCACGAAUGUUGGCAGCCAUUAUUAUAACAGAAUUUUGCAGUAGUUGGUCAAAACAACAUCCUGAACAAGAUAAAUUACCAGAAUUUGUGGGAAACAUCUUUGCUCCGAUAUUAAACGAACAACUAUCAAAUCCAGAGCUCUUCCCUGUUUUUAGAGAAUUAGUACCAAGUUUGAAGGCAUUAAGAACACAAUGUCAAAGUUUAUUAGCCACAUUUGUCGAUGUUGGGAUGCUAUCACAACAAAAGUUGCCCAGCAUAGCUAUUGUCGUUCAAGGUGAGACAGAAGCUGGUCCUCAAGCAUUUAGUAUUGAAACUGCUGAAAAGGUCCACAAUGAAUAUUAUGAAAAGAUGUUUAGAUCAAUGAAUAAUUCGUAUAAACUAUUAGCAAAAAAGCCAUUGGAAGACGCAAGGUACCGUGUGGCACUUGCAAUCGAAGCUACAAAGGAAUCGAGAAGAGCUCACAAUGGCAGCAUUCUUUCAAAUUACGCUUCAGCAUUAUUGCUUCUCAAGGGUAUUCCACCUAAGUUGAAUCCUGUUAUUCGCGCAUUAAUGGACAGUGUCAAACUAGAAAAGAAUGAAAAGUUACAAACAAUGGCAGGUGAUGCAGUAAUCCAUCUUAUCGAUGUUUUGAUCAAGAAUAAUAAGGGAAAUGCAGCCAAUAAGAUUGUGAAGAAUCUUUCUGGUUUCUUAUGCGUUGACACUUCUGAAGUACCAGAUUUUACUGCAAAUUCGAAAUACAUUGAUUCUAUCCUAACGUCAAUUAAAGAAGGCAGCACCUUGGCAAUUCAAGAAGAUUCAAAUUUAAAGAAAUUGGCUGGUAUUGCCCAAUUGAAACGUAAAGGUGGGUUAUAUACUUUAGGGAAAUUAUUGCAAGUUUUUGGAGCUAACACUUUGGUUAACAUUCCACAAUUGAAGACUGUACUUUUUGAGCCACUAGCUAAGGCAGAUGAAGUAGAAGAUGAACAGAAUACAAUUAAUAAUAUCCUUGGUCAGGAAAUUGUUGAUGCCUUAGGCGUAUUAAGGGCGGUAUACCCAUACAUGGACCGAAAACUGCAAAUUGAGGAAGUAUCCACACAUUAUCAGGAAAUCCUAGCAAUUUUGAGAUCGAAGUUUUCUGUUCUUCGUUAUUCAGCUGCGAGAACUUUGGCUGAUUUCGCCAAGAUAACUGCUGUUGAUUCUAUGCCAUUCAUAAUCAGAGAAAUUCUUCCACUUAUGAACAGUGCCGGAUCUCUUCCUGAUCGUCAAGGGGCCACAGAAUUAAUUUAUCAUUUGUCUUUAUCAAUGAGGACAGAUAUUUUGCCAUAUGUGAUCUUCUUGAUUGUUCCAUUGUUAGGCCGGAUGAGUGAUUCCAAUGAGGACAUAAGAAAUAUAGCUACCUCAACCUUUGCUUCAAUUAUCAAAUUAGUUCCAUUAGAGGCAGGUAUUGCGGACCCAGAAUCGUUACCAAAAGAUUUGGUUGCUGGUCGUGAGAAGGAGCGUGACUUUAUUCAGCAAAUGAUGGAUCCUUCAAAAGCAAAACCAUUCAAACUUCCGGUAGCAAUUAAGGCAACUCUAAGAAAAUACCAACAAGAUGGUGUUAACUGGUUAGCAUUUUUGAAUAAAUACCGUUUGCAUGGUAUUCUUUGUGAUGAUAUGGGUCUAGGGAAAACCUUACAAACAAUUUGUAUCAUUGCAAGCGAUCAAUAUUUAAGAGCAGAAGAUUACAAGAAGACAAAUUCUGUCGAGACAAGAAAACUGCCAUCAUUGAUUGUUUGUCCUCCAUCUCUUACUGGACAUUGGGAAAAUGAAUUUGAACAAUACGCUCCAUUUUUGAAAAUAAUCGUUUAUGCAGGUGGCCCAUCAAUGCGUAUUCCCUUGAGGGAUGAACUUGGUUCUGCAGAUAUUGUUAUUACUUCAUAUGAUGUUGCCAGAAAUGACUUGUCAAUUAUUACCAAAUAUGAUUUCAACUACUGUGUAUUAGAUGAGGGUCAUAUAAUUAAGAAUGCACAAUCGAAGUUAGCGAAGGCCGUAAAACAAAUAUCUGCAAACCAUAGAUUAAUUUUAACUGGUACUCCAAUUCAAAAUAAUGUGGUUGAGUUGUGGUCGCUGUUUGACUUCUUAAUGCCAGGAUUCUUGGGUACCGAAAAGAUGUUCCAAGAGAAAUUUGCUAAGCCAAUUGCUGCAUCAAGAAAUAGUAAAACAUCAUCAAAAGAGCAGGAAGCUGGUGUUCUUGCAUUAGAAGCUCUCCAUAAACAGGUGUUACCAUUCAUGUUGAGAAGGUUAAAGGAAGAUGUAUUAUCUGAUUUGCCACCAAAAAUUAUUCAAGACUAUUACUGUGAAUUGAGUGAUUUACAAAAACAAUUAUACCAGGAUUUUGCCAAGAAGCAGAAAAAUGUUGUUGAAAAGGAUAUUGAAAAUACGACUGAUACAGAUAAUUCUCAGCACAUUUUCCAAGCCCUACAAUAUAUGAGAAAGUUAUGUAACCAUCCCGCUUUAGUUCUUUCACCUAAUCAUCCUCAGCUUGCCCAAGUUCAAGAUUAUCUUAAACAGACGGGUAUUGAUUUACAUGAUGUCAUCAACGCUCCCAAGUUGAACGCAUUGAGAACUUUAUUGUUUGAGUGUGGUAUUGGAGAAGAAGAUAUGGAAAGAAAAUCUAACCCAAACCAAUACCUAACAGGACAAAACGUUAUAUCACAACAUCGAGCUCUUAUCUUCUGUCAACUGAAAGACAUGUUAGAUAUGGUGGAAAAUGAUUUAUUUAAGAGAUAUAUGCCAUCUGUGACCUAUAUGAGACUAGACGGUAGUGUUGAUCCACGGGAUAGACAGAAAGUGGUAAGAAAGUUUAAUGAAGAUCCUUCUAUUGAUUGUCUUUUAUUAACUACCAAAGUUGGUGGGUUAGGACUAAAUUUAACAGGUGCUGAUACCGUUAUAUUUGUUGAACACGAUUGGAAUCCCAUGAAUGAUUUACAAGCUAUGGACCGUGCCCAUAGACUGGGUCAAAAGAAGGUGGUUAAUGUUUAUAGGAUUAUAACAAAGGGAACUUUGGAGGAGAAAAUCAUGGGUUUACAAAAAUUCAAAAUGAACAUUGCAUCUACUGUGGUUAACCAACAAAAUAGUGGUUUAGCAUCAAUGGAUACUCAUCAGUUAUUGGAUUUGUUUGAUACAGAUGACGUUCCUUCCCAAGAAAACGAAGAAAAGCAGCAAAGUGUUAAACCGGGUAUGGAUGAUGUGGCAAACGAGACUGGUCUAACAGGGAAAGCUAAAGAAGUAGUUGGGGAACUAAAGGAAUUAUGGGAUCCUUCACAGUAUGAGGAGGAGUAUAAUUUGGACAAUUUUAUUAAGACGUUACGUUAA